CUCGCAAAUAUUGCAAUUUUUGCAACACGACUCGUCGAUCAGUUUUUCGUGAGAAAAAAAGUGAAAACUUUCCCGUUUUGCUUCUUCAAGUUUGUCGAGUUUGGAGCCCACGGGAAUGCCAAUAAAUUACAAUCGAAAUGCGGUUGAGUUAAAGUUAAGCUCCCAGCUUUUGCAAUGGCUGGAUCAACGAUUACCUCUGGGUGAUCCUAUGAGAAUUCCAUCUAUUGAUUCUUAUAAAUAUAUUCAAGAUUUAGGAAAAGGUAGAUUUGGAACGGUUUGCAAGUUUUCCAACGGCAACACAUUUGAGACAGUGAAAAAAGUUGAUUUAACAAUAUUCAAUCAUUGGACACAGAGUGAGACUAAAGUUUCGAACAGGCUGGACACAUUUUUAUACGAAUUUCGCCAUUUGCAUAAAGUGACAAAUGAUAAUAAUCGAAUCGUGAACUUUUUAGGAAUCUAUGCAGACUCCAAUCAAAUGUAUAUAAUGUCUGAAUAUUUACCACGUGGGUCUGUGAAGGAUCUGUUAGUGAAAGAAACGCUAGGAGAAGAUACUGCCAUUAAGUAUUUAAUGGAGACUGUCGAAGCCCUAGACUAUCUUCACAAUUUGAGUCCACCAGUCAUUCAUCGUGACAUCAAAGCAGCCAACUUACUGAUCACGUCGAACGAUAGCAUAAAAUUAGCAAACUUUGGGCUCGUACGUGAUCUAGCUGUUGACGGAUUCGGUAUAGCGAUUGCCUCUGAAAUCACUUUAGAUUUUCGAGCGACUCUUUUAUACGUGGCUCCUGAGGUUCUGAGCAGUGCGCUUGGUCCAGGAAACCGAAAUGCCUAUGAGCUACCGGCAGACAUUUGGGCUCUGGGAUGUACGUUCAUUGAAAUGUUAUUAAAACGUCCACCACACUUUGAGUAUUUCGGGCAUAUUGAUGAAAUUCCAAAAGUUCUACUUGGAUAUGCGAAGAGUGAAGAUGGGAAAGUACUGCCUUACACUUCCGAAGUCUUGGUUCCUUCUUCUUCAAACUGUGUUCAGAAAAUUGUUGAUCUGGUGUUUAUUAAAUCUCCGGAGCAUCGACCAAACACCCACAAGCUUCGAAUUCAAAUUAAAAAGAUACUCGAUGAUGACUCGGAAAGCGAAGAAGAAACAGAUAUCAGUCAUCCUAUUAGUAAUAGCAACACAGACAGUUCAACGGCAAUUUCACAUAAUCACUCAAAUGAUCGAAAAGUUGGACGAGCUGGAACUUGCCUACCCAUUGAAAGUAUGGAGUAUGCAGCUGUGAGGAAAGAGCUUAAAAAAAGAAGUAAACCGAAGAGCAAUAAUAUUAUGCAAAUUUUUGUGGCAAGCGGGUACUACCUCUCAAGGAUAUUAUACUUUUUGAACAUUCUCACACGAUCCAUAUGCUAUCUCCUGCUCUUUUUAUCAUUGGGCAUCACGGCACUUGGCUCUUUCUUGCUAAUUUCUUACUUUGUUGUCCGAUUUGUACGCUAUCUGAUUGCAAUCAACUGCAACUGUGAUCUUAUGCAGCCUCAGUAUUUGAUCAUUUCGGGGAUUUUGAUAGUGCUGAUGUUUGCGCUCUUGUUCAGUUGCUGUAUGGUUGCUCUUGGAGAAUACAAAUUUCGGAUGGCAAACCAAACUUUGGAUGGUUCUAAAUUCUACUUACCCCGCCCCCAAAAGUCAGCAGUCCUAUGCGGCAUAACUGUGAUAACUGGUAAAGAAGAUGCCAAAGACACUGCUCAGAACAUGGAGGAAGAAAUACAUCUAACACCCUCUGUCAGAAGGAACCAUGAUGAUUAUUACUACGACGAGUCGUCUGGACCAGCAAAUGAAGAAAACUAGGAAAAUAUUAAACUAAUUUAAUGAUGCAAAACAUUGCUAGAUCACGAUUCUACAUAAUUUCACUUCAGGAACUUCCAUGUUUUUCACAAAAAUCAUCAUUUUUUCCAUGUCACCUUAUUCCAAUAUAUUUAUGUAUCGAUAUGAAUUCACUCAAACUCUGAUUCUCGUUUUUUGUACAACAAGUUCUCAGAAAUGAAACUUCUUUAUUAC
Caenorhabditis elegans is the source of this 2038-nucleotide messenger RNA. RefSeq names its product Serine/threonine-protein kinase flr-4 (gene flr-4). Bases 116 to 1828 code for a protein of 570 amino acids. Gene Ontology annotation, molecular function: protein serine kinase activity; ATP binding; protein kinase activity. The transcript has 12 exons. NCBI's taxonomy places the organism in Eukaryota, Metazoa, Nematoda, Chromadorea, Rhabditida, Rhabditidae. Gene Ontology annotation, cellular component: membrane. The record is from RefSeq and is marked reviewed.